CAUGCAGCUCCAGAUUUCACGCUUCAGUCGUUCAUUCAUUGUCAGUCAGUCACUGUGGGGUUUAUGAACCCCUCCUCCAUGCAGAGACGUCACACAAGCGGGGGGAGAUGAAUGUCACCUCCAGCGUGAACUACUGAGGGCAUUUCACCACAGUACCUGCAUGAGGUGUAUGUAGACUUCUGCGUGCGCGAGUCAGGAGCGCAUCAUAGAGCUUGUAUUCGCAUACUAGCGCUGCGUUCAUCGUCUUGGACCUUCAGUUGCUCAGUGCGUGUUUGAGGAGCUAUCCACACUCAAGCGAGACUGUUCUUCAUUUAUUUCCACUGGAUAGAGGCAAACUCACCACACUUGAAAGAGGAAUAUUAAUGUUUGGGAACCGCUGAAAUGCGUUUGGAGACCAAGAACCUCUCAGAUUUAGAAGAUCUGAGGGACACGCGGACAUGAGGGUUGUUCUGUUGCUCACUGAGAAUUUGCUUUACAUGUUGAAUGCCUAAUGCAUUUCUGACGUUUUAGAUGGAUUGGUUUUAUAUGAGGGAUGGGCAUACAGAACCUUGGAACUGAAGAGGGUUGAGUGCCGAACAUAGAAACUCAUCAAAAGUGGUGCACGAUUGCAAAAUCAUAGUAAAAACUGCCCUUAUUAUAUUUUUUUACGAAGUCAUGCUGAUUCGAAGUCGAGCUUUAGGGUGGGCAGUUUUCUUGACACUUUGUCUACUGUUGGUGAAGGGGUUCCCUGCAAAAAGACGAAAAGCAAAUCACAUCAAGAGCAAGAGUGAAGCAUCUCUAGAGGUCAGAGGUCACGGUGACUCCAAAGAUGUCAGACAGGCACUGCUGGACAUUCAUCGGAAGAACCAGUUGAGGAGUGAGCCACCUUUGCCCCGCCGUCAUAAGAGGAGAUGGUCGCAGAUUCACUCAGAGGGAGACCUUCCCAAACCUGCUCCACAGGAAGAAGAAGAACCCUUCAUUUUAGACCUGAAGAACUUCCCUGACCUUGCCAAUGCAGACCUGGGCUCCCAGAACCCAAACAUUCAAGUUACCAUUGAGGUUGUGGACAACCCACAGAUGGAGAUUGAGAUGGACCUUGCCAAGGAGAGCAUGAAUGACUGGUCCUUGAGCUCAGAAGAGUGGCUGGGCCAUAAAAAGCUCUUCUGGCCGCUGUUCUGGGAAUAUCACGACUCCAGUCAAGAAAGUCCUGGGCAAGGGAGUCUGGAGGAGAAUGGGGAGGACCCCAGUUAUGAGGGAGAAGAUUCCCUGUUGAGUGGAGUGGGUGCAGACUGGAACAGACGAUGGAAGGACUGGGACUCCAUGGACAAUUAUGAAUAUGAGGAGGAAGAAUGGAGCGACUGGUCACCUUGCAGUGUCACCUGUGGACAUGGAAAUCAAAAGAGGAUUCGUUCAUGUGGCUAUGCCUGCACUGCCACAGAAUCACGGACAUGUGAUUUAGAGCGUUGUCCCGAUGACAUAAUUCCUGUGACAGAACCUACUCCUCAUGAAGUUGGAAACAGCACAGAGCUUUUUGGCACAGAUGUUGACAGCUGUGAGAAGUGGCUGAAUUGCAAGAACGACUUCCUCGAGAAAUACCUACACCAGGUCCUGACCGAAUUACCCAACUGCCCUUGCAUCUACCCAUCCGAGGUGGUCUACAGUACUGUCAACAUUUUUGAUAGGAAGUUACAAAAGACCUUUCGCUGGCAAGACGCCAGCGGCCCAAAGGAGAGGCUGGACAUUUAUAAGCCCUCUGCAAAGUUCUGUGUUCGCUCGAUGCUCUCCUUUGACAGCCCCACGUUGGCUGCACAGCACUGCUGCUACGAUGAUCACAUGAAGCUCAUCACUCGAGGCAAAGGGGCUGGAGCCCCCAACCUCAUCAGUAUGGAGUUCUCGCCAGAACUUCAUUACAAAGUGGAUAUUCUUCCAUGGAUCCUGUGUAAAGGAGACUGGAGCCGCUUUCAUUUGGUUCGGCCUCCCAAUAAUGGUCUACUUUGUGUCGAGAACCCGCAGGAAGAUAUCUACAUGAAUGAGCUAGAGGAGGCCAGGGAGUACUGAUCCAGAUCAUGGAUUUCACAUUAAAUCAACCAGUGUUUGCUUAAUUCUGGAGAGUCCUCUAGAGAAAUUCUUCUGGAACCUAAAGCUUAGAUACUGUAACAAACUGUUUUGUACAGCUCAAUUGCAACAACACUGGUUUAACAUGUUGGUCCAAAGCCCAGAUUGGAAGAUCAUGAUGCAAUGUUCUGUCUUCUUUCUUCUGUGAUGUUACAUACGUGCUCCAAACAAAGUUCAGCGAGAGUUCUUCAAUGGCAUUCACUAGAACAAGUUCGCUGUAUUUUCAUUGGAUACACAUUUGUUGUCCUCAAGUGUCCUCAAAGACUCUGCUCCACCAUUAAAGGAAUUCCAAUAAAGCUGCUAGAAAUUGUGAGAUAUUCAAAAAUGCAACAGAAUGCCUAUUUUGUUGUCUUUAGACCUGAAGCUCAAUCCUGGCCUUGCUCCAAUCUGUGCGAGGUCAGUCCAAACAAAUCAAACAAUUCAACAAAUCUCUGAGAAUAGUUCUUCUCUUUAGAGUUUGUAUAUUGUUACUCCAAAUAUACACAGACUUUGUGUCAUUGGAUAUAUAUUUAUGCAGGAUCAUUUGACCUUUGACUUACUUUUUGCAUAGAACUGUAGCAGAACAAAAUUAGGGAAUCUGAGAAGUGAUAGGGAACCUUUUUUGAACUUAUCUUUGAGAAGACGCCCCUCAUCAUUGCAAUGCUUGUUUUGUUUUUUUAAUCUAAAGUAUAAUUGGAUCCCAUUCUGUUUUCAACACGACUCAGCUUUGUGCUGAAUGCAAUAUGAGACAGCCACCUGACACCAGUGCAGGGGGCUGUCAGAGCUUGGUUGAUGGAUUGAAGUCUUCCUGUAAAGGUGAGGUGAAGGUGACACUUGUUGUAAACGAACAUCUCUUUAAAUACAAUGGCUCUUUCAAUGUCUCAGUUCAUCCUUGAGUCCCAAACAAAGCCUAGAGGCUUCCAUUGGAUGUAGUUUGAAGGACCUAAACCACCCUUUUCAGCACAGGUGUUGUCAUGAUCUCUUUGUGAGAUGUUGACUUGGAAUGCUGGUGAUUUGAUUUGUAAAUUCCUGCUGACAGAUGACUGUUCCAUGUAGCAAUAAACAUCCACCUUUGAUACUA
This is a messenger RNA of Carassius auratus (goldfish), 3154 nucleotides long. Its product is annotated as isthmin-2-like. The record is from RefSeq and is a predicted model, not a curated record. The coding region runs from base 655 to 2037 and encodes 460 amino acids. Lineage: Eukaryota; Metazoa; Chordata; Actinopteri; Cypriniformes; Cyprinidae. The transcript is spliced from 6 exons.